GUCACCAUCCCCCGCAAGCGGCGGCUGCGGAAAGGCUACGAGGUGGAGAUGGAGCAGGAGGUGGGCCACUCGGUGCGCCGGCUGGCCACGCACCGCAACGCCUUCAAGCGCAUGGCGGUCAUCCAGGCCUUCCUGGGCUCCACCCCGCAGCUCACCCUCCAGCUCUACAUCAGCAUCCUGGAGAAGUACGUCCCUGCCGCCAGAGCCGUCCUCAUGGGCAUCUGCCUGGUGUCGGUGACCUACGGAGCACUCGUCUGCAACAUCCUGGCCAUCCAGGUCAAGUACGAUGACUACAAAGUCCAGCUGCGGCCGCUGGCCUUCCUCUGCAUCGUGCUGUGGCGCAGCCUGGAGAUCUCCACCCGCGUGGCCGUCCUCGUGCUCUUCAGCACCGUCUUCAAGCACUGGAUCAUCCCCAUCGCCCUGGCCAACCUGCUGGUGGUCUUCUUCUUGCCCUGGGUGCAGUUCUGGCGGAGCGGUACCCACCUGCCUGACAACAUCGAGAAGAACUUCAGCCGGGUGGGCACGGUGGUGGUGCUCUGCGCCUUCACCCUCCUCUACGCCGGCAUCAACAUGUUCUGCUGGUCAGCCGUGCAGCUCAAGCUGGCCGACCGGGACCUCAUCGACAAGUCGCAGAACUGGGGCCGCCUGGCCAUCUACUACGUGGCCCGGCUGGCGGAGAACACAGCCCUCGUCAUCCUCUGGUACUUCUUCAAGACGGACGUCUACGAGAACAUCUGCACCCCACUGCUGGUGGUGCAGCUGCUCCUCGGCUACUGCCUGGGCAUCUACUUCAUGCUCCUCUUCUUCCAGUACCUGCACCCCUGCCGCCAGCUCUUCCGGCACAACGUCGCCGACUUCUUGCACUGCGUCUGCUGCCGACGGCACCCACCGGGGACCCCUCUGUGCCUCCAGCCACCCUACGAGCCCGGCGAGGCUCCCGUGAGACCCCACGCCAGGCUGAGGAGUCUGCACCAUAGGGACGACGUACCGGUGCUGUGCCGCAGCAUCGCAGGUGUAACGGGGCUUGCCGGGCCGGCACCGUGCCAGCUGCUCGGCGCUGCGUGA
Molecule: messenger RNA, 1065 nt
Organism: Charadrius vociferus (killdeer)
Lineage: Eukaryota; Metazoa; Chordata; Aves; Charadriiformes; Charadriidae
Gene: XKRX
Product: XK, Kell blood group complex subunit-related, X-linked
Exons: 3
Cellular component (GO): membrane
Source: RefSeq, a predicted model, not a curated record